Molecule: messenger RNA, 3126 nt
Organism: Rhipicephalus sanguineus (brown dog tick)
Lineage: Eukaryota; Metazoa; Arthropoda; Arachnida; Ixodida; Ixodidae
Gene: Osbp
Product: oxysterol-binding protein 1-like
Cellular component (GO): cytosol; intracellular membrane-bounded organelle; membrane
Molecular function (GO): sterol binding
Source: RefSeq, a predicted model, not a curated record
GAUUGUUUUUCCCGUAUCGUCGUCGAGCGUCGUAGGGUGGCUGCUGACAGAGUCGCCAGCGUAUGGUAAGCGGGCCGUCGAGCCUCCUCCGCCGGGGACAGCGUGUCGCUGAGGGGCGCGGCGGGAUCACCAUGAGCAGCAGCAGCGAGACGGGCCACAGCAGGGCGAGCCGGAGAUGAAGGGAUGGCUGGCCAAGUGGACCAACUACCUGAAGGGCUACCAGAAGCGAUGGUUCGUCCUCUCCAACGGGCUGCUCUCGUACUACAGGAACCAGGCGGAGAUGGCGCACACGUGUCGCGGCACCAAGCUGGUGAGCGCGGUGAUCCACACCGAGGACUCCUGCAACUUCGUUAUCUCCAACGGAGGCACGCAGACCUUCCACCUGAAGGCGAGCAACGAGAUCGAGCGACAGAAAUGGGUCACCGCGCUGGAGCUGGCCAAGGCUCGUGCCGUGCGCAUGAUGGAGUCCGAGGAAGACGAAGAGCUGGACAUGCCAUCGCAGCUGGAUAAAUGUGAGCUGCUGAUGCUGAGGCUUCUGCAUGUCAAGCUCGAGGACCUGUCCAUGUGCAGCGAGCUCAUUGGGAAGCACGGAGCGGCAUUGCAGCGCUCACUGUCCGACUUGGAACAGCUCGAUGCAGCAGCCGCGGGUGGAGGGCCAGAGCUAGCAGCACGUGUGCGUGCUGUGAAUGAGCGCGCUACACUCUUCCGCAUCACCUCCACUGCAAUGAUGAAUGCAUGCAACGAGUAUGUCCAGCUGGCACAGAGCCAGGGCCGCAAGUGGGUGCGUAUGCUGCAACACGAGCACGAGCAGUGCCUCCGCCUCCAGGAGAUGGUCGAGCAGCUUGCCAAGCAGCAUUCGUCACUCGAGCGUGCAGCGCAGGAGGCCAGUGCACCUUCCUCAGGUGGGGGGGCAGCCACUCACUCGGACGACGAAGAGUUCUUCGAUGCGCCUGAGCACUCGCCCACAGGUGCCACGGGUCUCGAGCACCGUUUUCUCGUUUCGAUGCCGUCGAGUGAGUCGGCAUCGCGAAUGAAACAUCGCCGCUCGGCCAGUGGACUGAGCGGCCUUUCCGACUCUCGAAACUCUGACUCUGACUCGGAGCUGGAGCCCCUGUCGUCCCCGCCGCCCCUGCCAGCCGUAUCGUCAUCUGGUGGCGGUAGUGACCCGCCACCGGUUGUCGAUCCACCAUAUUCUGAAGGCAAUGGCAUGGCUGUACUGCCCUCUGCCGAGGGUGGUGGCAGUGUCCGGAAACGACGCACUCGCAUUCCAGAAAAGCCAUCGUGCAGCCUUUCACUCUGGUCCAUCAUGAAGAACUGCAUCGGCAAGGAGCUCACCAAGAUCCCAAUGCCUGUGAACUUCAACGAGCCACUGUCAACACUACAACGGCUAACAGAGGACUACGAGUAUUCAGAGCUGCUGGACCGAGCCGCACAGUGUGACGAUCCUGCCUUGCAGCUAGUGUACAUAGCAGCCUUUGCAGUGUCGUCAUACGCGACCACGUCCAAUCGAACUGGCAAGCCCUUCAAUCCACUCCUCGGGGAGACCUACGAGUGUGAUCGCCGUGAUGACCUUGGCUGGCGGGCCAUCUCUGAACAGGUGAGCCACCAUCCACCAAUGCUGGCUCAGCACUGUGAGGGUCGUGGCUGGCGAUGCUGGCAAGAAUUCUCCAUGUCGAGCAAGUUCCGUGGCAAGUACCUGCAGGUGGUGCCACUGGGAGUGGUGCACCUGGAGCUCGUGCGGGGGGGCCACUUCACUUGGCACAAGGUGACCACCGUGGUGCACAACAUCAUAGUGGGCAAGCUCUGGGUGGACCACCAGGGGGACAUGGAGAUUCGCAACCACCAGCAGGGCCACGUGGCCCGGCUCAAGUUCCAGCCGUACUCGUACUUCUCCCGCGAGCCCCCCCGGCGUGUGACGGGUUUUGUGUCGGACCCGGACGGCAACCCAAUCUGGGUGCUGCAGGGCACCUGGGACAGCCAGAUGGAGUACGCACGCGUCAUCUCCACCACUGGCAGCCAGGGAAGCCGGCCCGUGAUCGAGUCGGCCAGCCCACGGCUGGUGUGGAAGCGCCGCCUGCCUGGGGAGGAGUAUGAGCGUAUGUACAACUUCACGGUGCUAGCCUGCCAGUUGAAUGAGCCUGAUGACAGUGUGGCGCCCACUGACAGCCGACGGCGGCCUGACCAGCGCCUCAUGGAGGAAGGAAAUUGGGAUGAGGCUAACCAGGUGAAGCUACAGUUAGAGGAGAAGCAGCGUGCCACACGUCGACAGCGUGAGGCCGAGGCCGAGGCUGCUGCUGCCCAAGGUCGGCCGUAUGUUGGCCACGAGCCUGCCUGGUUCCGCAAGGAGACCGACCCAGUGACGGGCAACCCGAUCCACGUCUACCAGAACGAGUACUGGGGCUGCAAGGAGCAGGCCAAGUGGGAUCGCUGCCCCUCCAUCUAUCUAUAAUGAGCGGCCUUCCCCGACUCCCGUGACCGGGGCUGGUGCAAGCGGGCAUGCCUCCAGCCAUUGCUGGUGCCCCUAUUGGACGAGAGCAAGUUUUGGCAGACAGUGCCGCUCGGGUGCAAGCAAGGCACCUUGACAAACUCCCACCCCAGUCAGACCACUGCAACUUGUUCACUUUGCGAGCAUUGUUUGUGAUUGUUCACGUGGAAGACCCCCGAGAAAGCCAAUUCCACGUGAGCAGACGUAUAAUGAGGCCAAGAUUUGGCAGCCCACAGUCUUUUUCCUUGGUCGCCGAUGUUCACGUAGUAAGAUAAUCUUCUAUAUAGUGAUGCGAUACGAAUAUAUGCUUCAGCGUGGGAGUGAAGCGUAGACCGGAGGUGCUGACCUCGGAGUGACCGAUAUGUGCGGUCUACCUGCCUGCCAGGUGAGCCUGUGGAGCUGUGGUGGCUCUGUGAUGUGAACUACUGUUUCGAUGAGGUGUGUGCAAGUUGUGCGCAAGGGGCCCCUUCUUGUUGACAUGCUACCGCUUCCAUGCCUUUUUUUUUAAAUGUCGUUGUUGAAGAAGCGUACUGUAUACAUAUAUGCAUCAUGUAUGCAUACGUACAUAUACGAACUGCAACGCGCGCUUGGAGAAAUUGAAUGUUCUGUUUUUUAGGGAAUUAAAAUUCUUGGUUUUAUAG